AUGGGCAGGAACGAAUGCAGCUUUUGCGGUGGUAAUGUGAGGGUGUGCGGUCACGGGAGGGAGAGGAGGGCGGUGUUUCAUACGAGGCAUCUUGGUGCCGUCAGGGCUGAAGCUGUUGCUGCUCGGAAGAUGAUGAAGUCGGAGUCUUUUCAGGGCAAGAUGCCGAAUGGACCGCCUUCCCUUUCCAAGAUGGCGAGCGCGGGUGUUGAGUCACCCAAGAGGGCGACGAAUGGGGUUAUCACCCGGGGCGUGAAGCGCUCUUCGGAUGGACUUGGUUCAGGUGAGGCUGUGGGGAAGAGGGUUAAGAUCCAGUCUGAUGUAUUCCGCGGUGGCAUUUGA
Messenger RNA from Colletotrichum tamarilloi, 339 nucleotides. RefSeq lists its product as uncharacterized. The record is from RefSeq and is a predicted model, not a curated record. NCBI's taxonomy places the organism in Eukaryota, Fungi, Ascomycota, Sordariomycetes, Glomerellales, Glomerellaceae. The coding region runs from base 1 to 339 and encodes 112 amino acids. The transcript has a single exon.